Messenger RNA from Rotaria sp. Silwood1, 777 nucleotides. The record is from the annotation of a GenBank genome assembly. NCBI's taxonomy places the organism in Eukaryota, Metazoa, Rotifera, Eurotatoria, Philodinida, Philodinidae.
AUGGCACAGUCUGACAUCCAUUUAGUACGUCCUGCUAAUGAAGACGGAAAUCAUACACCAAAACAUUUUAUCAUUUGGCUAGAUAAACAUAUUGGAAAACCUGACGAAUGUAUCCUGUUAAAAUGUUCCUUUUUCAUGGCAAUAAAUCCGACCAGUGGCUUGUAUGAGAGAAGUCUUAACCCAGAUGAUAUUGACCGUAGUAUUCGUCUAGAAAUGAGCCUUAUCGUGCGACUUGAUGAAGUUGAAUUCAUGUUUCAAGCUUUCGAAGAUGUUGAAAAAUGUUUUCAUACCAUCGAAAAAAAUCGUAAUAAAUGUAUAUUUUUUAUUAGUUCAGGUUCAAAAGGAAGACUUAUUGUACCAAGUGUCGUCGCAAAUUUUCCGGACACUUUUGUAGUAGAACAUUGGAUGUAUAUCUUUUGCGCCAAUAUGAACAUGACACAAGUUAAGGAUGCUGAUCCACCAACUAAUACUUGGGCACUCCAAUACAUAGACCAUGUUUUAAUGUUUGAUCAUCAAGAUGAUCUACUGGCUCGUCUGCUACUGGAUAUUGGUCGUUAUUUUUUUAGCGAGGCAAAACGUCUAGAUAAUAAAGAACAGCUUCAUAGUGCUUAUCAGCACUGUAAAUGGUCGAAAAUUAUGUAUGAACGAUAUGAAAAGACGGAGAAAAGAACGAAAGGUGCUGAAAUCGCAGCAAUCAAUCAGUAUAUGACGAAUAUCGAAGAACGUCUUAAUUCUAGGAAUGAUGAUGAUGACGCUGUGGGCCAAUCACCUGAUUGA